This is a messenger RNA of Ceratina calcarata, 1549 nucleotides long. RefSeq lists its product as uncharacterized. The coding region runs from base 16 to 897 and encodes 293 amino acids. Gene Ontology annotation, cellular component: plasma membrane. Gene Ontology annotation, biological process: neuropeptide signaling pathway. Lineage: Eukaryota; Metazoa; Arthropoda; Insecta; Hymenoptera; Apidae. The transcript is spliced from 3 exons. Gene Ontology annotation, molecular function: neuropeptide receptor activity. The record is from RefSeq and is a predicted model, not a curated record.
AGAUGGACAUGUAAAAUGGUCGUUGUUCCAGUCGCGGUGGUGGUGACAUUUUUCAUCUGCUGGGCGCCGUUCCACGCCCAAAGGCUGAUGGCUAUCUACGUAAAGAACAGCAGAGAUAAGACGAUACAAAUAGUCUAUACGAUCCUCAUGUACGUGUCGGGGGUGUUUUAUUUCCUGUCCACGACGGUGAACCCGUUGCUCUACAACAUCAUGUCCAACAAAUUUCGAGAGGCUUUCAAGCGAAUUGAAGUCCACUUUCAGUCGAUGCUGUCGAAUCACUGCGGCCGAAAAUCUGUCCCGCGGCAGCCGACGUACAGCAGCCUGUCCCGUUGCCCGCGCUCUACGUUUAGGCAGACGGACGAUCGUCAGAAUUCGCCGUCGAUCUCCGUCAGCGACGACAACCAAAAGCUUUGCCUUACGCGAACUACGAACGUGUCCGAGCUGAACGGCUGCAUGGAACGGAACGGUCACGAACGGUUAUCCGGCUCGAGGGUCAACAGGGGCAGUCGCGAGUACGGCAGAAGCGCGUCGAGGGGAUCGAACUCCAGUCAAUUAACCACGAUGACGACGAUUAGCAGGGGUUUCAACGAGGGUAACAACAACGUCGCCGUCGGUCACGUUAACGAGUGUCUGUUGAAGAUCCGAAGGCCACCGAGAGCUGUUACUCUUGGGUUACUGGCUGAAAGACUGAGACAGGGAACCAAAGGGCUGUUCUCCAGCCAGCAGAAGAACGCGGAAACGAAACCGGAGGUACUGCCGCCUUUUCAAAGCCAUCCGAGCAUCGAGAGCGCCAACACGAUCAGCAACUCAAGUUUGCAGGACUACGACGAGACGGAAUUCACCGGCACUGAACUGGCUCGAUACAUGGGCGAACUGAACAACGAACUGAUCACUUAACAUUCGGUUUAUCAAGAACGUAACCGUUACUCCGUUUUGGUGCGAAUACUCUAUCUCGUUCAAUACCGAUUGUUAGAGAAUCUCGAGAGGCUUAGAAUUUGAAUUAGUAAACGAUCCAGAAUGUUUGUAUAUUUAUAAACAGAACGAACGACUCUAAAAUUAGAGAAGUGAAACUGUUACCAUAACGUAAAUGUUUAAAACUGGAAACUAAAGAACGUAUUGUAAAUAAUAUCAUUCGCAGCUCCUCGACUAGCACUAUUCGACUCCUCAUCGCGCAGCUGUACUUAUUUAACAACCGAGCAUUAAAGAAAUCAUUUCACGCGUCGAUGUUAGUAAAAUUGUAAGCGAGCUGACUAAAAAUACCAUCUACGUUUCGUGUAUUAUUGUAUGUACUUCAUGUUAACAUCGCAACACACUCGCAUUCAAACGUUUCACAAAUGAAAGUGAUAGAAGAAUUUCUCCGAUAAGUGUUAAAUGUUAUUUAUUUUUGUACGUGCAUCGUGUACAAUCGUAUUCGAAUUCUUUACUCCAGAGUAGACAGACGUCAGAUACAAAAAUACAUAAAAAUGUAUAAUUUUAGUGUAACAGAGUCUCAUGAAACAUGUGCGAGCAAAUUGUAUUAAAAUAAAGUGAAUUUCGAUUAGUCACGUUA